Eremothecium gossypii ATCC 10895 is the source of this 804-nucleotide messenger RNA. It is a transcript of the gene MRPL9, whose product is annotated as mitochondrial 54S ribosomal protein uL3m. The transcript has a single exon. Bases 1 to 804 code for a protein of 267 amino acids. Gene Ontology annotation, molecular function: structural constituent of ribosome. Lineage: Eukaryota; Fungi; Ascomycota; Saccharomycetes; Saccharomycetales; Saccharomycetaceae. Gene Ontology annotation, cellular component: ribosome; mitochondrial large ribosomal subunit. Gene Ontology annotation, biological process: translation. The record is from RefSeq and is marked provisional.
AUGCUUGAAACGCUAAUUAGGGUGCAGCUACGCUUUGCUUCAAGCAGAGCUGCUUUAGUGGCGCCAAGCGUGGCCCAGACUGUGCACAAGGUCGCUCCCGCCGUAAAUCAUAGUCCUGAGAAGGCGUUGGAGAGGCGGUGGUUGCCGCUAAGAUGUGGUGUUCUGACGCGCAAGGUAGGAAUGAUGCCCUACUUUGAUGUGGCGACGGGCGCGCGGAUGGCAGCGACGGUGUUGGAGAUGAACAAUGUGGAGGUUGUGUUGCAAAAGACCGUGGCCGCAAACGGGUACUGGGCAUGCCAGGUGGGUUACGGUAACAAGCAUCCUAGCAAGGUAACGAGGCAGUUGCUGGGGCACUUUGCAUCGAAGGAGGUGAAUCCGAAAGAGAAGGUGACAGAGUUCCGUGUCAAAAACGAGGAGGGACUACUGCCUGUCGGGACUUUGCUGAAACCGUCCUUUUUCAGUCCGGGACAGUACGUGGACCUGAGGUCCGUGAGUAAGGGUAAAGGGUUCCAAGGUGUCAUGAAGCGUUACAACUUUAAAGGUCAGAAGGCUUCGCACGGUAAUUCUUUGUCCCACAGGAAAGGUGGGUCCUACGGUCAGAACCAGACACCUGGUAGAAUUCUGCCAGGCAAGAAAAUGCCGGGGCAUAUGGGUGUGCAGCGGGUUACAAUUCAGAACGUGCAGGUUUUGGAGGUGCAGGACUCCAAGGGCGUGAUCAUAGUGAAGGGAUCUGUUGCUGGACCAAAGGGUGCUUUCGUGAAGGUGCAAGAUGCCAUCAAGAAGCCACCAACAGCUGAUAUAUGA